AUGUCUUCCUUGAUAAGAUUCUUGAGUACCCUGCUUGAAAUAGUAUCUGUUUCAGUGGACUGGAUGGAACUCCCCAUAGAUAUCAAGGGUGGUUGGGAGACUAUACUCAAUGAAGACGUGACCCUCAACGGCGCGUUCUCUUUCAUAUCUCUCAUAUGGUAG
Molecule: messenger RNA, 162 nt
Organism: Postia placenta MAD-698-R-SB12
Lineage: Eukaryota; Fungi; Basidiomycota; Agaricomycetes; Polyporales; Adustoporiaceae
Exons: 3
Coding region: 1-162 (53 amino acids)
Source: RefSeq, a predicted model, not a curated record